AUGGCGGUGUCUUCAUCCGCCGCCGAGUAUACUCUUAAGUUGAACAAGGUAGCUACAUGCCAUUAUGUUAUUAAUGCAGUUUAGUGUGUACUAGAACACGUACUCUAAUCUAACCUGUGAAUAAAGCACAUAGGAUCUGACAUCACCUAACUUAACCAAACCUAACGAAAACACGAAUACGUCGACAACUACGUACAAGUCUUUCUAGUUAGUUCCUACUUUUGUCGUUUGACAUUGUCCGGGAUGCGCAACUACACGUGCGUGAUAACAGAACCUGUGACAGCUGAGUCAUAGCAGAAUAUUAUCAAAACCGGCGCCAUAAUUACUACAUUUACUAUUAUAUUACAAUUUAUUUUAUUUCAUUUACUCAUUUUUAUUGUUAGAGUUUUUAAUAAUUAGUAUCAAUUAAUAUGGUAUAAAUUCUUGGACCUAACCUAAUCUACUAGAACGACGGAAAUCAUUAGUAAAAUUGUAGAUGUUAUUUUGUUUUUUUUUAUAACAGGUAUACCUACGACUUAAACACUAAGAAAUUCAAUUGAUCAUGUCAUAUCAAAAUAUGGAGAUUAUAUACCAAGGGUGGCUAAUAAAAUCACCACCUGAAAAAAAAUUAUUAAAAACAAUGGGUUUUAAAUUGGUAAGUCAAAAUGAUUUUAAUUAUUUUUAAUUUAUUUAAUCUAUUAAUUUAUUUCGAACAAUUUAGUUAUAAUUUUUAAGGAAAAGUAUUCUGUACAUUUAAUUUUAAUUAUAUUUUGUUUUUUUCAUUUGGUAUAAUAUCUGACAUAUUCUCCAAUAAAAAUUAUAGUAUUACAUUUAAGUUAAAUGUCGAUCUUGUAGAAAAAAAACCAACUAAUUUCUUACUAAUGUCUUUUCCCAACUAUUUGAGGUCAGCCACCAUAGUCCUGAAUUUUUAUCAGACAAGGUUUCGCAUGUCACUCUUAAUAUUAUCUAACAAUCUGCUUUUCAUUAUUUCUCUUUUCCUCUUUCUCAUAGGGCAACCUGAGAAUUAGAAGGUUAUAAGUAAACUGUUUUUUUUUUUUUUUUUUUUUUUUUAUAAGAAUACAAAUAUUUUUUUUUUUUUUUUUUUUUUUUUUUUUUGUAAUAUUUGUAUGUAUUAAACCUAUCUAUUAUCUAUAAUUAAGUUUGAAUGUUUUGUUUUGUUUUUUUUUUUUUUUUUAUAAGAAUAUAAAUAUUUUUUUUCUUACUUUAGAAAUGGCGCAAACGAUGGUUUGUUUUACACAACUCUAAUUCUCAUUUUACCCUUAGUUAUUAUCGAGAUAACUAUUGUAGUAAACUUAAGGGCCAAAUUAAUUUAAAUCAAUGUGAACAAGUAAGAUUCAUUACUAAAGUUAUAUAUUAUUAUUAUUAUUUUAAUAGGUACCAAUUUUAAUUCAAAAUGAUUUCUAAAUACAAUAUUUCUCAUUUAUGCAAAACAUUUUCUAAAAUCAUGAUUUUUGAAAUUAUAAAUAUUUCCAAUUAUAAUUUAAAAAGAAAACUUAUAACAAAAUAUUAUAACUUUACAUAAAUUAUUAAUUGCUCUUAACUUUUUUUGCUUCAAAAAUAAUUUUACACAGAUUUUUAAUUUAAAUUUGUAAUUAUAAUUAAAAACUAAUAAAUAUUUGGUAUAAUUAUAUAUAAUAUUAGUAAUAAAAUAAAACUACCUGUUAUAUAAAAGGUGUAAGACGAAUAUCUGCCACUUGAAAUAACAUUUUUUCUAUUCAAUAUUUUGUAUGCAUUUUUUAAAAAUAAUUAGUAUACCUGUGUACUACAGUUAAUUUAUGAAUAUUUUUUUGUUAGGGGGGGGGGGCUAAAAUACAAAAUUUUAAAUUUUAAUUUAAUUUUUUUUAAACAAAUUCAAAAUAGCCAUUUUUGAAAAUGGAUUUAUAAAAAAUGUUUGGUAGUUGAAACUUCUGUUUAGAUAUGGUCUUUUAUUUUUCACAGUUUAUUAGUUUGUUUAUAGUUAUUUUACCUGAAAUUUUAGCAAAUUUUGAUAUUAUUGUGGUUUAUAAUCUGUUACAAUAUUUAAUCAGCAAUUGGAGCACAUCAAAUGACAAGAAUUUUCUUUUCCCCUGAGUUAAUAAUAGAUAAUAAUAAACAAUAAUAACAUUUAAAUUUAAAAAAGGUUCAAAACAUUUUACAAAAUAACAGACCAUUACCAAACCAAAGUUUCAACCACCUAAAAUUUCUUAUACAUUUAUUUUACAAAAUGGCUAUUUUAAUUUUUUUUAAAAAUUUUAAUUUAAUUUCAUUUAAAUUUUGUAUUUGAAGUUAACUCUUCCUAAAAAAAAAAAUGUUCAUGUAUAAACUAAAGCGCAAAAGCAUACUAAUUAUUUAAAAAAAUAUUGAAUACAGCAAAAGUUACUACAAGUGGCAGGUCUUCAUAUUACACUUUGUAUAUCACAGUAUUGUUAAUCAUCAUUUAUAAUUAGGGUCCUGAAUAAUAUUAGAUCUUUAUAUAAAUAGUAUAUUAUAUUAUAAAAUGAAAACUUGAUUUUUGGACUUUAUGUAUAUUUAGUAAAUGAGAAAUAAUGUAAAAAAAGUACAAUUAUUUUCAAGUUGCACUUAUACAAGACAAUGAUUCAUUUUCUUAUAAGGUAUACAGAGUAAUUUUUUUUGAUCAUUAACCAGCAAUUUUUUUUGGAGAAUUUUAAGUGAAUUUGAUUUGUUUUUUUUUUUUUUUUUUUAAUAAUUGUGUCAUCAUUUAAAAGCUUUUCUUCAACAAAUAACAAUUUUAAUCUUUUACCGGUGCCUACUCCAUAUACCUUAAAUAAGUACAUACUUUUAUUUCUCAAAAAAUUUAAUGUUUAUGAGUUGUAAACGUUUAAAGUUUAGACCUGACAGAAGUUAUAAAUUUAUCAUUCAAAAAUAGAUAUGCAAUUUAUUACCUUUCCCUGCUCCUUCAAUCUAAACUUUAAAUGAUUAUAACUCAUAAACGAUAAAUCUGAUAUUAGUGUUAUGCAUACCAAAAAUUCCAGAAAAAUAUUUUCUAUUUGAAUCUAUGUUUAAAAAGGGUAUUUUUUAUUUGAAAAAUAAAAGUUCAUGAUAAAAAAAAAUCACUCUGAAUAAUAAAUCUGAAAUUGACAAAUUUUUUAUUAGGUUGAUUGUGAAUUAAAAUGUGAUAGUUGUAAAUACCAAUACAUAUUUGAUAUAAAAACACCAGAAAGAACUUACUAUUUGGCAGCAGAAUCAGAAGAAGAAAUGAAAAAAUGGAUACAUUUUGUGCAUAAUAUUUGUGGUCUAAAACUAUUUACUGGUGGUGAGAAUGCAUGUAUAUACUUAAUUUAUAUUAAUUUUUUUAAUGGCUUAUCCUUGGUUAUAUUUUAUUUUAGAUUCUGAAUGCAUGUGUUUUAUGUGUCAUAACAGGCCCAUUCCUGUUAGUUCUACUAUAAAUAAAUAUGAAUUACCACAAUCUAUUCAACCAUCCCCAAGUUUUAGUACAAAAUCAAAUUUUGAUGAUGUCGAAUCUAUAAAUGAUAUUUUACCACCUGUCAUCAAUUGGUUAACACACCCAAAAUUUUCUCAAAACCCAUCAAAUUUAUCUAAAAGUCCUAGUUUUAAUAACAUAUUAUCAACAGAAUAUACUUUAAUUCCCCCACCAAGACCACCAAAACCUGCACACCUUAAAGAAACAUUAGGACAAAAAGUCAAAUUAGAUGAACCUGUAAAUGAUAAUAUUUACGAUUUUCCAAGAUCCCACCAAAUAACACCACCUUUAUGGUCAGCCAAGGCACAUUAUAAUCAUUAUUAUAAAAAUGCACCACCCGGUAAAAUUAAUUUAGAAAAUAUAAAUACAUUUCAUUCUAAAACUGGAGAAGAUAAUACUGUGAGAUUAGAAAAUAGAAGUUUCACAAAUUCACCUUUUGCCGUUUCCAAUACAAACUUAUUUUUAAUAGAACACACUCCUCCUCCUGUGAAUCGUCUAUUAAAGCCAAAGCCUAGUGAAAAUUUUUGUUGCAAUCCUAACAAAUGUUUCCCAUUAGCUCCGUUCACUAAUCCACCUGUUGUAGAAGGUGUUAGGAAUUUUCAAUGUAAACAAAACCAAGAAUCCUUUAGUGGUAAAUUUUUAUAUUUGUUUAUCUUAUUACCUAUAAAUUAUGUUAAUAUUUGUUUAUUUUAAUUAUUUGAAGGUAUGAGUAAUACUCUUUUAACUGAUACUCGUUCACAAUAUCAUCCACUAAUAAGAAGUUUGAGUCAUGAAAAUUCAAGUAUAGAAUCUAAUACUGUACCUACAUAUUUUGAAUCUUUAAGAAGCAAUUCAAAAUCUAGACAUAACAAAUCUUCAGACAAGGUAAUAUUUUAAUUUUAUUAACAGUUUAAUAUAUGUGUAUUAACAUUUAACUCUCAUUAUGCCGAAUCUUAAGAGAAACAUAAAUUAAUUAGAGAUAUUAAAUUUAUUAAAAAUUUUAAAAUGUAAAAAAAAACAUCAUGUCUUUUCUUCCAAUAUGUAAGCCAACCAUUACUACUAGUUUUAAAAAUAGUGAGACCUAAAUUAACAUAUAUUUUAUUUUUAAAAUGAAAAAAAAGAUUUUACAAGAAAAAAAAUGAAAUCAGUAUCACUGUACGUACAGUAAAUAUUUGCUGUUAUACCUACAAUUUGUUUACUAUUUAAUUAUUAUGAAAACCCUUUAGAAAAUCAAAAAAUUAUCAUCUCAAAACACAAAUUACAUAAAAUUUCCUUUCAAAAUAGGUGCUACACUUGAUAUAUUAGAACAAGAUAUCUGGUAGAAAAAUUACUCACAUAUAAAAAAAACCUCGCAUCAUAGUAAAUUUACUCCACUCCUUACAUAAAAGAUUGAUAUUACUGAUGGGUGAGCCGCUGUUUUAGGAGGGAAGUUUUCAGAAAUAUAUAUAGAGAAAUUAAAUUUAUAUCUGUAUGCAACUAUAAAUCAUUGCUAACGAAAAAUUAUUCUAAGCAUUUUUUUGGCAAGGUACUUAACCCAGGAAUCAAUAAAAAUAAUACAACAAAUUGACAGUUUUUCCCAUUAAUUAAGAGAACAACGAGAAAAAUCAAAAAAUUAUCUUCUCAGUGUACCAACUAGAUUAAAAAUUCUACAAAAAAACUCCUAGACAAUCUUUUAUUGGAACAAAAUUUCUGAUAAGAAAAAAGUAAAACCAAAACAUUGCUCAGAAUAUAAAAAAGCCCCUUUAAUAAAGUAUGUAUUUUAUUGUAUUCAAAUAUUCGUUAAUUGAUUAAAUAUUUAUAAUACUUCCAAUUAAAUAAUUUAGAUAAUAGGUAUCUCUACCUAAACAAUUUUUUUAUAUUCUAAGCAAAGAAAGGAAUUUAUUAACUAGUUUAUUGAGCAAUGUACCUGGAUACCUUUUAUACCUUGGCGUUUACGCUUAUCUGUCAGAUACUGGUAGCCGAUUGCUCUGAAGUAUAUAAAUUCCUAACAACAUGUUUGCCAAGCUAAACCAACCAACCAAGUGCUAGGGUGCCGUGUAUUUAUCAAAUGUCGGUGUGAACGCAGUGUGUGUGUAUGUGGAUGUGUGGCUUAAAUACUAAGAGGAAGGGUAACUAAAUAAAUGGUAACUCAAAAAAUGCUUUAAUUACUGUGUGUAUUGCUGGUACAAAUUUUAAAAAUGUAAAAAUGACCCUCUGGAUCCAACAACAAAAAAAGGUAAACAGUAGAAAUAAAUCACAGCAAGCACAUAGUACAAACAACAAAUAGGUAGGUAUAUAAAAAUUAUCGAUAGUUAUCCGAGUAAUUAUCCCAUUCCAGCUCAACAAGAAAUCAUAUUAACAACAAUAGAAAACAAUUUACUCACAAUAUUCAAAUGGAGCGUAGACUGGCCAACCGCUAUAGGUACCUAUAAUCUAAAAUACAAAAAUCCUCGACGAAAAUACACAAUACGAUAACAAUAAAACGGGAACAGUUAAUUUACGAUCGGUAACAGUGGCUGGCACAAUAAAAUAAUCAUACAAAUAGGCGAUUUAGAUAUUAUGCCAAAAAUUUUGUUCCAAAUACACUAUUUUCGACUGGACCAUUUUGAACGGAUGAACAAUAAUAAUAAAAAAAAAAAGUCCGACGCGUAUCGCGUCCGCGUAUUACAUAAUAGGUACCUAACCUAAUUGAUAAUAAUGAUUGUUUAAAUUAUCUUAAUCUAAUGAAUGCGCAAGUGAUUGUGUGAGUGCGUCCAUCAGUCCCGUAGCCGUGACCGUGAAAUAUACGAUAUCGCAUAGACGGAGGCACGCGAGGGAGCUUUAAAUAAAACCGCGAUUAAGAGGACGCCACACAGACAUCUACUGUCACCAAGAUCAAGUAAAUUUGCGUUCAGUAGGGCACAUUUUAUGCUGUUAGUUUUAAUAUUAAAACAAAUAGACCUAUGUAUCACCAAAAUUCAAGGUAGGACGAUUAUAAUAUGUGCUCUGGCGUUGAUGGUUUUUCGAUAUUUUUAUUUUUAAAUGAGAUAUGAGCAUAAGCACAACUAGGGAGAUGCUAAAGUGUCUUUAGCACCCCCAAAAAUACCCAAUAAGCUGUUUUAUAGUAAAGACUAAAUAAUGUAUCCAUGUAUUUUAUAAUUAAUAAGCACAACAAAAUACACAAAUUACCUACUGACAAUGCAUGUGUUAAUAAAGUUGAAAAAUGUAUGAUACAUUUUUACAUAAAAAUUGUAAAUAAAAUGUGUAGUUGCUUAUUAGAAGUAUUGUGUAAAGAGGAUUUUGGGAGUAUCACCUCUAUGGGUCUAUGGUGUGUAUAAUUUUAGCAACCCAAAGGUUGGUGGUCUAGUUGCGCCUUUGAAUAUGAGUAUGUUAAAUAUCACAAUAUAAAAAUGAUUAUAUCUUGCUUAAAAAUUUAAAUAUCAAAAAAAUACCAACACUAAGGCCAUGUAAAAUCUUCUUACCUUUAAGUUUGGUAAUAAGUUAAUUUGCUUUAAUACUGAGAGCAAAUUUGCAUUUGCAACAACUCAAAAAUAAUCAAAAAUUAGUUGACUACAAAGUUUUUUUCUUCUCUUUUUCAAAACUAUUUCAAUUCAAAAACGCAAUACAAAUUAGUCAUAUUAUUGAGUACUAAAGAGCUCUUAUUUCGUUUUAGAGUAACAAAUUUGGAUUAAGAUAUUAUCGGUGAUGGAUCUAACACCCAGACAACCUGGGCAUAUCUGACCAAGCCUCAGCCAUGUGGGUCCCCUUAGCGAAAAUGUAAGGGUAAAUAAGUAUAAAAAUAGUUAUGCUACAACACAUCAUAUUAUUAGAAGUUAUUAUACAAUACAGAAUGAAUAUCAUAACAUUUUUAAUUUGAUUCAGUAAUAAUUUUAUGUAGAAUUAAAUUCAUUAGAAUCUAAAUUAAAUUAUAUUUAAAAUUUGAAUGCAUGCCUAAUUUCAUUUUAGAUUCUUAGUGGAGCAAAGUAGCUUAUGGUUUUACAAAGAUAUUAAUUUUUUUUUCUGUGAAAAGAUUUUAUACCAGAAAUCUUGCUCUGAUUUUUAAGUGUAGCAUCUUUUCUUUGUGUAAAAUAAAAUAUUUAGCAUAUUUGUUAUUGUUUUUACAAGUGUUUUAAGUUCAAAUUUAUAACACAAUAUAGUAAAAUACAAACAAUAUUGUAAUUUUUUUUUGUAGUUAUAAAUUAGUACAAGUUUUUUGUUAUAAAGCACCAUUGAAUCACAAUAAUCUUAAAGUUGAAAAAAAUAUAGACUACCUUUUUACCUAUCUUUCUAGAUAGACUACCUUUUUUCCAAUGUACCCUUGAUAUGUUCUAUGACUAAAAAUAUAAUUUUACAUUAAUUUUACUUAUAUUCAAUAUUUAAUUUUUGAAUUUAUUUAUAAAACAUAAUAUCUUGAAAAAUUUCUAUCAGAUAACUUUUAAGUUUAUUUAAGUAGUUUUAUCCUCAUUUAAUAUAUGAAUUAGGAACAAUAAACAAAUAGUAAAUAUUGUAAUAAUAAAUGAACUGCUCACAUGUUUGUCAUGUUUAUGAUUAAAAUGUGCCUAAGUUAUUAAUUGUAUCUAUAUACCUAUUAGAGGAAAUGUUUAUAAUAUAUUAUUUUUAAUUCUAGGUAUUAUCAUAUACAAGUAAUAGGAUUUCUUCAAGUUCAACUUGUUCUAAUGAAGCUAUUCUAAAUGAACUUGGCUCAAUAAAAGUAAGUUAUCAAAUUACUGCAAAAAUAAUAACAAUAAUAAAUUAAACAUAAUAUAUAAAUGUACAUGCUUAGGUCUCUGAAAAAAACAAUUUCAUGGGUAAUGAAGACUAUACAUUUACAACAAUAGAUUUUUUUAAAACAUCUGCUUUAAGGAUCACUAGACAAAUGGCUGAGCAAGAUCGAAAAAUGGGACGAACACGUAAUCACAAUAAUUAA
Molecule: messenger RNA, 8285 nt
Organism: Cinara cedri
Lineage: Eukaryota; Metazoa; Arthropoda; Insecta; Hemiptera; Aphididae
Source: the annotation of a GenBank genome assembly